UUUAUUUGACGUUUGCCCUCGGCCAGGUUUCACUCCUUUUUAGAUUCCUCCGAUUCACACUUUCUCCUUCAGCUGCUUCCAGGACAAUAAUGGCGGUCGUCCACAAAGCAUCCGUGUGGGCAGCGCUUCACAUCCUUUGACGCCUACAGACCACUUCAACAAGCCUGAGACUGAACCAGGAGCAUCUGGUGGGCGGAACAUAUUCAGAUUCCUCAUGGAGAGGAGGGCCCACUACGAUUCUAUCCUGGAUCGAAGCAAACGCAUCACGUGGCAGGACGACUGCUACGUGGACCUUCAGUCGACACCCUGCUCCGUCUCUUCAAAAGCAGAAACAGAGGAACUUGGCUGGAUCCAAAAGCACCAAGACCAGCUGCAACGCUUCAUCACAACCUCCUUCCUGGAGGAGAUGAUGACACACCUGGGAAAGAUGGAUGUGUUGAAUUCAGCUGAAGAGACGAAGGUCAAGGAGGCGGGCCGGCUGCAGGAUCAGGUCAACAUGUUCACAUCCAUCGUCUCUGGCAAGGACUCUCAAGGCUCUGACGCUCUGCGGGCCUUCGUUCAGAGCUCAGACUCUCAGGUGGCCCAGCUCAUCAUCAACCACGAAUCCAUGGUGAAGGAGCACAAAGAGGCACUCCUCCGACGAUACGAGCAGUACAGAGACCGAGAUUCAAUCAUCUGCCCCAAACUGAACAUCUCCUCCAGGACAUUACUUCUGGUUGAUGGACUUUCCGACAUACAGCAGAAAGAACACGACUUAAUGCAGGUCGGGGCGACUCGAGGAAGGAAGAGAAAUCAUCUCAGACAGCUUGGGCUGACCAAACUCUUGGAGCCUUUGACCCGGGUUAGUUUACCCCCGCGGGUCUCCCUCACAGUCGGGGUGGCUGGUAUCGGCAAGACAACCUGGGUCCGACACUUCCUCCGACAGUGGAGCCAAGGAGCCAUCUGCACCGAUGUGAGCUUCAUCUUGCCUUUCACUUUUUGCGAGCUGAACUCCCUGGAGAAAGUCUCUGCUGAGAGGCUGGUGAAAAUGGCUUUUCCUCAUCUAACGGAUCCCGGUCUGGUCCUGAGCAGCUCCUGCCGCACACUGCUCAUUCUCGAUGGUUUGGACGAAUUUCGCUGCACCUUAAAUUUCUCCGAUGCAGCUCCUUGCAGCGACCCAAAGAAAGAGGUGUCCAUCGAUGACCUGGUGACUAACAUCAUCCGGGGGAAUCUGCUCCCUGACGUAGCGGUGUGGGUGACCUCCAGGCCCGGGGUGGCCUCACUAAUCCCCGGAGGAUUGGUUGACAGGGUGACUGAAAUCCCAGGAUUCAGCUCAAAGGACAUCCAGCUCUUCCUAAACCACCACUUCUCCGAGAGGGAUUUUUCCAGUAAGAUCUGGGCGCACUUGGAGUCCAAUAAGAUCCUAAUGGUGAUGUGCUACAUACCUUGCAUUUCGUGGAUAGUAGCAGACACUCUGAUGUACAUCAUGCAGAGUGAAACACAGGAAAGCCUCCCCAGGACGUGUACCGAACUCUACGCUCACUUUUGUUCCAUGAAGGCAGAGGUAGGUGAACCAAGGGGCCGGGAGCCAGUGAAAAUGGAGCAGCUUCACGGGACUAAUCGCAAACUGCUGGGAAACCUUGGGCGUCUGGCGUUUUACGGGCUCCUCAAACACAAGUACACCUUCAGCGAGCAGGACCUCCGGGCCUACGGGAUAGACCUGCUGUUGACCCAGUGCAGUCUGGGGGCUGGAGUUCUUGUUCGGGAGGAGUCGGCCUUGUCCACGACAUACCGCUUCACUCACUUGACUCUGCAGGAGUUUCUUGCAGCUACUUUCUACCACAUCUCCUCCAAGCGGGCACUCUUUGACUUAUUCUCAGAGAGCACCAUGUCUUGGCCCAAGAUCGGUUUCCAGAACCACUUCAAAAGCGCCUUCCAGCACUCGCAGCAGGCGGAGGACGGUCACCUGGACGUGUUUGUGCGCUUCCUGACAGGCCUGCUGUGUCCGGCGGCAAUAAAGCCUCUCGCUGGGCUGCUGGCCCUCGGGAAGGACGAUGGGAACCAGAAGGCGUGGGCAGCGGGGUUUCUCCAGAGUCUGUUGGUCAGUGGGGGGGCGGUGGUGUCCCUGCGGUCGGUCAACCUGGCUUAUUGUUUACAGGAGCUGCAGCACACAGAGCUGCUGCGGAGCGUGGAGGAAGACUUGCAGCUGGGCAGCCUGGCAGGGAAGCUAACUCGCGCUCACUGUGUGGUGCUGGGCUACCUGCUGCAUGUGUCGGCAGAGUGCAGCGAGCAGACCAACCUCACCGGCUCCCUGAACUACGCCACGGUCAAAUGUUUGCUCCCACAGCUGCUGUACUGCAGCUUUCUCAGGUUGGAGAACAAUCACUUUAAAGAUGAUGUCAUGGAGCUGCUGGGAAGCCUCCUCAGUGCUAAAGACUGCCAUAUUCAGAAAAUAAGUUUGGCAGAGAAUGCCAUCAGCAACAAAGGUGCCAAAGCUCUGAGUCGAGCGCUCUUGGUGAACCGGACGCUAACGUCUCUCAAUCUCCGGAACAACAACAUCGGCUCUAAAGGCGCAAAGUUCCUUGCAGAGGCUCUAAAAAUGAACCAAGUCCUGGUAUCAAUCAACUUCCAGAACAAUUCCAUUGAAGAGGAAGGGGCUCAUGCUCUCGCAGAAGUGCUGCAUUGCAAUCGCAAACUGGUGUCUCUGAAUUUACGGAAGAACAUGGUUGGAGCUGGAGGAGCCAAAAGGAUUGCAGAGGCGCUGAAGACAAACCGGACCCUCACAAAACUGAUUCUUUGUAGUAACCAGCUCGGGGACAAAGGAACAGUGGCUCUCGCCGAGGCUCUGACAGUGAACCACACGCUGCUGGUGCUGCAACUUCAGAGUAACUCCAUCAGCAACAAGGGGAUGACGGCGCUAACCAAAGCGCUCCGGCUAAACCGUGGUCUGGUCUCCUUGAAUUUGAGGGAGAACUCCAUUGGGGUCGAAGGGGCGAAGAACAUGGCCCAGGCCCUCCAUGAAAACAACUCGCUUCAGGACCUCGAUCUCACAGCCAACCUCCUGCACGAUGAAGGGGUUCAAGCUAUAGCUGGUGCGAUCAAAGUGAAUCGAGGCCUCACCUCUCUGCAUCUCCAGUGGAAUUUCAUCAAGUGCUCUGCCACUAAAGCUCUGGCCAACGCUCUCCUCACUAAUGCCACAAUUCAGCUCUUGGAUCUACAGGAGAAUGCUAUCGGGAAUGAAGGCGUCAUCUUUCUUGCCGAAGCCUUGAAAACCAACAUGUCUCUGCGUAUAUUGUGUCUCCAGGGAGUCUCAGCGAGCACAAGUGGCGCCCUGGCACUGGCGGGGGCUCUAAUGAGAAACCAAACUCUGCAAACACUGGAGUGAGUCAAACCUUUUCUUUUGUUUUAAACUUUUUUCUGUGCUUGUUUUUAUGCAGUUAAAAUAUUGUGUAAUAAGCCAGCAAAUUGAAAUCAGCGGUUUUCAAUCUUGCUCCUCGGUAGUGUUUCUGUUUCAGCUCCACAGGGGUUUGCUUCUCAGUGGGAGUUUAUUUCAGUCUUUAUUAAAAGCUU
Notothenia coriiceps (black rockcod) is the source of this 3549-nucleotide messenger RNA. It is a transcript of the gene nlrc3, whose product is annotated as NLR family, CARD domain containing 3. Gene Ontology annotation, biological process: regulation of apoptotic process. NCBI's taxonomy places the organism in Eukaryota, Metazoa, Chordata, Actinopteri, Perciformes, Nototheniidae. Gene Ontology annotation, molecular function: protein binding. The record is from RefSeq and is a predicted model, not a curated record.